This is a messenger RNA of Selaginella moellendorffii, 848 nucleotides long. RefSeq names its product proteasome subunit alpha type-7. The coding region runs from base 42 to 794 and encodes 250 amino acids. The transcript has 3 exons. The record is from RefSeq and is a predicted model, not a curated record. Gene Ontology annotation, cellular component: proteasome core complex; proteasome core complex, alpha-subunit complex; nucleus. Gene Ontology annotation, biological process: ubiquitin-dependent protein catabolic process. Lineage: Eukaryota; Viridiplantae; Streptophyta; Lycopodiopsida; Selaginellales; Selaginellaceae.
UUUAUUGCUAGGGCUCUUGGAUUUUAGGGUUCUUGAGCAAAAUGUCGUCUGGGCGCUACGACAGGGCGAUCACCGUCUUCUCGCCCGAUGGCCAUCUCUUCCAGGUGGAAUACGCACAGGAGGCCGUGCGCAAGGGCAACGCCGCCGUCGGCGUCCGCGGCACUGACACAAUCGUGCUCGGCGUGGAGAAGAAAUCCACCGCCAAGCUCCAGGACGCGAGGACGGUCCACAAGAUCCUGAGCCUCGACGAGCACGUCGCCCUAGCUUUCGCUGGCCUCACAGCCGACGCCAGGGUCCUGGUGAACCGGGCGAGAGUGGAAUGCCAGAGCCACAGGCUCACGGUGGAAGAUCCAGUCACGGUGGAGUACAUCACACGCUACAUCGCGGGGCUCCAGCAGAAGUACACGCAGAGCGGGGGAGUGCGGCCAUUCGGGAUCUCGACGCUCAUCAUCGGCUUCGAUCCACACACUGGAGCUCCAUCGCUCUACCAGACGGAUCCGUCCGGGACCUUCUCGGCGUGGAAGGCAAACGCGACGGGCAGGAACUCCAACUCGGUGCGCGAGUACCUGGAGAAGAACUACACCGAGACGUCGGGCAUGGACACGGUGAAGCUGGCUGUCCGAGCUCUCCUGGAGGUUGUGGAGAGCGGUGGCAAGAACAUCGAGAUCGCUGUGAUGACCAGACAAGGGCUCAAAUUGCUGGAGGAGCCCGAGAUCGAAGAGAUUGUUAACGGGAUCGAGGCCGAGAAGGCUGCCGCCGAGGCCGCGAAGAAAGGUCCGCCCAGAGAUUCUUAAAGUCUGUGUACUCCCCGGGGUAGGAAAAAAUGGGCACCUUGAACUUUCUCGGCU